GAGAGAGAGAGAGAGAGAGAGAGAGAAAGAGAGAGAGAGAGAAAGAAAUAGGCGAAAAUGGAUCACGCAGCCGAUGCUCACCGUACGGAUUUGAUGACCAUAACGAGGUUCGUGCUGAAUGAGCAGUCCAAGCACCCUGAGUCUCGUGGAGACUUCACCAUCUUGCUCAAUCAUAUUGUUCUUGGCUGCAAGUUUGUCUGCUCUGCUGUCAACAAGGCGGGUCUGGCCAAACUUAUUGGGCUUGCUGGAGAGACCAACGUUCAGGGUGAAGAGCAAAAGAAACUGGAUGUGCUUUCAAAUGAAGUUUUUGUUAAGGCCCUGGUUAGCAGUGGCAGAACUUCUAUCCUUGUUUCGGAGGAAGAUGAAGAGGCCAUAUUUGUGGAGCCAUCCAAGCGUGGAAAGUACUGUGUUGUAUUUGAUCCACUGGAUGGUUCGUCUAACAUUGAUUGUGGUGUUUCCAUUGGAACGAUUUUUGGGAUUUAUGUGGUAAAAGAUGGCAUUGAACCUACUCUGCACGAUGUCUUGCAACCUGGAAAGAAUAUGGUUGCAGCAGGCUACUGCAUGUAUGGAAGCUCUUGCACGUUUGUGCUGAGCACUGGAACAGGGGUUCAUGGGUUCACUCUGGAUCCAUCUCUUGGGGAGUUCAUACUAACUCACCCAGACAUCCAGAUUCCAAAGAAAGGAAAAAUCUAUUCAGUGAAUGAAGGGAAUGCCAAAAAUUGGGAUGGUCCGACGGCCAAGUAUGUGGAAAAGUGCAAAUACCCGAAAGAUGGUUCAUCACCAAAGUCUUUAAGAUACAUUGGAAGCAUGGUUGCUGAUGUUCAUCGGACACUGCUUUAUGGAGGUAUCUUUUUGUAUCCUGCUGACAAGAAGAGCCCAAAUGGGAAACUGCGUGUUCUCUACGAAGUCUUCCCCAUGUCUUUCUUAAUGGAACAAGCAGGCGGUCAGUCAUUCACUGGCAAGGAACGGGCCCUUGACCUAGUUCCAAACAAGAUCCAUGAGCGCUCUCCAAUCUUCCUUGGCAGCUAUGAUGAUGUUGAAGAAAUCAAGACACUGUAUGCCGCAGAAGGGAAGAAGUAAUGAACUUAUAAUUCUGUUUCUGUUACAGUAAUUACAUAACUGUUCAGCUAUCUGAACUUCCAUCUAUUAAAUCAAGCUGUAAAGCGAGCGUACAAUAAUUUAUUGACGUCUACAACUCUAACAAGGUUAUAUUCUUAUGUUUUGAAUUAUAGCCUCAUAACGUUUUUUGGCUCAA
Molecule: messenger RNA, 1255 nt
Organism: Prunus dulcis (almond)
Lineage: Eukaryota; Viridiplantae; Streptophyta; Magnoliopsida; Rosales; Rosaceae
Product: fructose-1,6-bisphosphatase, cytosolic
Exons: 13
Coding region: 58-1080 (340 amino acids)
Biological process (GO): fructose 6-phosphate metabolic process; fructose 1,6-bisphosphate metabolic process; sucrose biosynthetic process
Cellular component (GO): cytoplasm; cytosol
Molecular function (GO): fructose 1,6-bisphosphate 1-phosphatase activity
Source: RefSeq, a predicted model, not a curated record